Messenger RNA from Schistocerca serialis cubense, 939 nucleotides. RefSeq names its product zinc finger protein 239-like. Gene Ontology annotation, molecular function: DNA-binding transcription factor activity; RNA polymerase II cis-regulatory region sequence-specific DNA binding. The record is from RefSeq and is a predicted model, not a curated record. The coding region runs from base 1 to 939 and encodes 312 amino acids. The transcript is spliced from 4 exons. Gene Ontology annotation, biological process: regulation of transcription by RNA polymerase II. Lineage: Eukaryota; Metazoa; Arthropoda; Insecta; Orthoptera; Acrididae.
AUGCCGGGGACAUUUGAAUGGGUUCAAGCCCACGCAGGUUCCGCUUUCGGCUACUGUACACCUUUGCAGGUGCACGCGCGCACGCACACGGGGGAGAAGCCGCACCAGUGCGCCGAGUGCGGGAAGUCGUUCAGCCAUCUGCGCAACUACAAGUACCACGUGUCGGUGCACGCGGGCACGCGGGAGUUCGCCGCCGCCUGCCCCGAGUGCGGCAAGGUGUUCAACGACCGCGGCUACCUCAGCUCGCACAUGAAGAUCCACCGCAACCGCAAGGAGUACGCGUGCUCCGAGUGCGGGCGCCGCUUCAACCAGCGAGUCGCCUACAACAUGCAUGUGCGCAUACACACGGGCGAGCGGCCGCACGCGUGCGCGCUCUGCGACAAGGCCUUCACGCGCUCGGUACUACUCAAGCAGCACAUGCGUAGGCACACCGGUGAGAAGCCCUUCACCUGUGAGGUGUGUGGGAAGCAGUUCGCGGACCGCAGCAACAUGAUGCUCCACCUCCGGCUGCACUCUGGCAUCAGGCCGUACAGCUGCGGCGAGUGCGGCAAGGCGUUCACCAAGAAGCACCACCUCAAGGCGCACAUGUCCUGCCACACAGGACUGCGGCCCUACGCCUGCGACCGGUGCGGCGCGCGCUUCAGCCAGUCCAGCAACAUGCGCACGCACCGCAAGAAGUGCACCGCGCCGGGGCCGCCUCCCGGGGGCGGCGGGGGCGGCGUCAGUGAACCAAACGUUGGACACAUUUGGCGAUGGCAGUCAGGACCUGUACGGCAUCGAUGCCAAAAGAAGCAGAAUUUACAUCUGGCCAAGGAUCGACGUUCCUCGCUGACGCGUGUUGAGGCGCUCAACCUGACGGCAGACAACUUGACAUCGAGUGGUGAGAGAAAGCCUUUUAAGCGCGAGCCGUUUUUCAGGACCGGGCGCGUGUAUGUCUGA